AUGUACACGCAUAGACAUGCCAAUCCCAGCCUUGACAUCCCUUGUUGUUUCCAAACUUGAAGAAACAGAGGCAUCAAAAACUGUCUCUGUGCCAAGGAAGAAACGGGCAUGGAGGACGAGCAGAGCGCCAGAGCUACGGCUACGACGUCUGGUCUAGGCAAACACGAUAAUGGUGUCCACGACAACCGGGAGGAUCUAGGGAGCACCAGCAAUGGCAUCAGCUCCCUAGAGCAACCCCUGCUGAGGAGAAACACUACCCUGACAGCGAACCACCUCGCCAUCGUCGGCGCCAAGGUCUCGCACAUCGAGAGCCUCGACUACGAGAUCAUCGAGAACGAUCUGUUCAAACACGACUGGAGGAGCCGGUCCAACGUGGAGGUGCUGCAGUACAUCUUCCUCAAGUGGGCCUUGGCGUUCCUCGUCGGCCUCCUCACCGGCGCCAUCGCCUCGCUCAUCAACCUCGCCAUCGAGAACAUCUCCGGCUUCAAGAUGAUCCACAUGGUGCAGCUCGUCCGAGAUAAAAGAUACUGACUCACCUUCGUGGCCGCCGUGCUUUGUGUGGUCUUUGCGCCCACCGCCGCUGGCCCGGGCAUCCCCGAGAUCAAGGCCUACCUCAACGGCGUCGACACGCCCAACAUGUUUGGUGCGCCACAGCUUAUUGUCAAGAUCAUCGGCAGCAUUUGUGCGGUCUCGUCGGGGCUCGAUCUCGGCAAGGAAGGCCCGCUUGUGCACAUCGGCGCGUGCCUCGCCAACCUGCUCAGCCAGGGCGGCGCCGGCCGGUUCCGCCUCCGCUGGAAGUGGCUGCAUUACUUCAACAACGACCGUGACAGGCGUGACCUCAUCACCUGCGGCGCCUCGUCUGGGGUGUGCGCGGCGUUCCGCUCCCCCGUCGGCGGCGUCCUGUUCGCGCUGGAAGAGGUGGCCACCUGGUGGCGGAGCACGCUGCUGUGGCGCACUUUCUUCAGCACGGCCACCGUGGUGGUGGUUUUGCGGGGCUUCAUCGAGGUAUGCCGCAACGGAUGAUGCGCGCUGUUUGGCGAGGGCGGGCUCAUCAUCUUCGACGUCGGAGACGUCACCGUCAACUACCACCUCAACGACCUCAUUAUCGUCACUCUCGUUGGCGUCAUCGGCGGACUCCUCGGCGCCCUCUACAACUACCUUCUCCACAAGGUGCUCCGCCUCUACAGCCUCAUCAACGGGAAGGGCCGGAUGGCGAAGCUGGCACUGGCUCUGACCGUGUGCGUGUUCACGUCGGCGGGGCUGUACGUGCUCCCCUUCGCUGUGCCGUGCACCCCGUGCGACCCGGCGUUGGGCGCCGCGUGCCCGACCAACGGGAUGAGCGGCAACUUCAAGCAGUUCAACUGCCCUGCCGGCCACUACAACGACCUGGCCAGCCUCCUGCAAGCCACCAACAUGGACGCGACGCGCAACAUCUUCUCCACGGGCACCUCCGGCGAGUUCCGCCUCGACUCGCUCCUCGUCUUCUUCGCCAUCUAUUGUGUGCUGGGGCUCUUCACCUUCGGCAUUGCUGUUCCGUCGGGGCUCUUCCUCCCCAUCAUCCUCAUGGGCUCCGCCUACGGCCGCAUCGUCGCGCUCGUGCUACAGGACGUCGCCCACAUUGACCACGGCCUCUACGCCGUUCUCGGCGCCGCGGCGCUCAUGUCGGGCUCCAUGAGGAUGACUGUCUCCCUCUGCGUCAUCUUCCUCGAGCUCACCAACAACCUCCUCCUGCUCCCGAUGACCAUGUUCGUGCUGCUCAUCGCCAAGACCGUCGGCGACGCUUUCAACCCUAGCAUCUAUGAGAUCAUUCUGGAUCUCAAGGGACUGCCCUUCCUGGAGCCCAAUCCGGAACCAUGGAUGAAGGACAUCACCGUCGGUGAGCUCGCGGCCGCCAAGCCACGCGCUAUCAGCCUCCAGGUCGUCGAGAGGGUGUCCACCAUCGUCCAUGUACUUCGGAACACCGGCCACAACGGGUUCCCGGUGGUCGAUCGGCCGAGACCCGGCUUGUCGGAGUUGCACGGGCUCAUGCUCCGAUCGCAUCUCGUCGCCGUUCUCAACAAGCGGUGGUUUCUCACGGAGAAGAGGAAGACGGAGGAGUGGGAGGCCAGGGAGCGGUUCUCGGCGGUGGAGCUCGCUGACAAGAGCUGUAAGCUCGACGACGCCAAGCUCACGCAAGAGGAGAUGGACAUGUACGUUGACCUCCAUCCAUUCACCAACACCACGCCCUACACUGUCGUGGAGACCAUGUCGGUGGCCAAGGCCGUCGUGCUCUUCCGAAGCGUCGCGCUCCGCCACAUGCUCAUCGUGCCCAAGUACCAAGGCCCUGAGAUAACUCCAAUUGUGGGGAUCUUGACAAGGCAGGACCUGAGGGCGCACAACAUCCUGGAUGCAUUUCCGAACCUGGCAAACAAAAAGAUGGCACAAUAA
Molecule: messenger RNA, 2427 nt
Organism: Lolium perenne
Lineage: Eukaryota; Viridiplantae; Streptophyta; Magnoliopsida; Poales; Poaceae
Source: RefSeq, a predicted model, not a curated record